GCCCACAUCGACCUAGGUACUGUUUUGCUUCAUUCAUCUGCGGUGACUUGAGUCUAGUUAAUAGAAUCAUGUCGCCGGCUGACCAUAAGCCGCUGGAGCUGGUGCCGGCCCUAGAAUCGCUACAGGUUAAUGAUAAGGAUGAUGACGAGGCGGCGCAGGCCGGGGGGCUCAGCAAGUCACAGCUGAAGCGGCUAAAGCAGAAGGCCAAGAAGGCCGCUGAGGGUGGGCAGCCAGCGGAGGGUGAUAAUGCCGAGUCGGAGCCGGCGAAUGGCGCAGCCGCUGCGGCUCCAGCGGGCACGGAGGACCAGGAGGGCGACGACUCUGGUGACGAUGACGAGCCGGGCGCUGAGGGCGGGGCCGGUGGCGAGGGCAAGAAGAAGAAGAAAAAGAAGAAAAAGACCGCGGCGCAGAAGGCGGCAGCUGCGGCUGCUGCUGGUGGUUCUGCCGGUGCGCCCUCCGCGACUGGCACAUCGGCGGCGAUGCCCGCGCUCAAACCGGGCGAGAAGCUUACGCAGACCGACCCGCCCAGCGUGCCGGUUCGGCUGCUGUACCCCGAGGGCAAGUACCCGGAGGGCGAGUGGCAGAGCUACAAGGACGACAACCUGUGGCGGGAAACCAGCGCGGAGAAGCGCGAGCUGGAGCGACUGAACUGGGACAUGCUCAACGACGUGCGCCGGGCUGCGGAGGUGCACCGCGAGGUUCGCAAGUACAUGAAGACCAUCAUCAAGCCGGGCAUCAAGCUCUUUGACAUGUGCGAGGAGCUGGAGAGCCGUGUGCGCACGCUCAUCGAGGCCAACGGCCUCGACGCCGGCAUCGCCUUCCCCACCGGCUGCUCGCUCAACUACGUCGCCGCGCACUGGACGCCCAACGCGGGCGACAAGACGGUGCUCACGUACGAUGACGUGAUGAAGCUGGACUUCGGCAUCCACGUUGGCGGCCGCAUCAUUGACUCAGCGUUUACGGUGCACUUCAACCCCAAAUACGACCCGCUGGUUGCGGCGGUCAAGGCCGCCACGAACGCCGGCAUCAAGGCUGCGGGCAUUGACGUGCGGCUGUGCGACGUGGGCGAGGCGGUGCAGGAGGUGAUGGAGUCGUACGAGGUGGAGCUGGACGGGCGCACGCACCAGGUCAAGUGCAUCCGCAACCUCAACGGCCACUCCAUCGGCCCCUACCAGAUCCACGCCGGCAAGAGCGUGCCCAUCGUGCGGGGCGGCGAGGCGACCAAGAUGGAGGAGGGCGAGUUCUUCGCCAUUGAGACCUUCGGCACCACCGGCAAGGGAUACGUGCGCGAGGACCUGGAGUGCAGCCACUACAUGAAGAACUUCGACGUGGGGCACGUGCCGCUGCGCCUGCCGCGCGCCAAGCAGCUGCUGGCCACCAUUGAGAAGAACUUCGGAACACUGGCCUUCUGCAGGCGCUACCUGGACCGGCUGGGUGAGGACAAGUACCUCAUGGCGCUCAAGAACCUGUGCGACGCGGGUGUGGUGGACCCCUACCCGCCGCUGUGCGACGCCAAGGGCUGCUACACGGCCCAGUUUGAGCACACCAUCUACCUCCACCCCACUCGCAAGGAGGUGCUCUCCCGCGGCGACGACUUCUGAGCAGCAGCUGCCGGUGCCGGCGCGGGGAGGGGCUGUGGGGAGGGGCAGUGGCGGCGCGGCCGUGGAGCACACGGUGGAGGCGGCGACGGCGGCGGCGGCUGUAGCGGUGGUAGCUACAGCCGCUUGAGGAUCAGGAGGAGGAGGAGGCUACAGGCGCUGCAGCGGCGUAGCGGGCAUGGAUCAGGUUGGGGUCAGGGCGCCCCGGGCUUUGGCAGCGUCUGGCUACGUGUCAGCCUGCGGUUGUGGCCCAGGCACGGCAGGUUCAGGAGCAGCAGGGCCGGGGGCACAGCCGCACAGCGGCGGCCGUGGCCCAUGGGCCGUGAGACGCGCCAGCACCUGACGCGGCGAGGGCGAGGGCGCGGAGUGCGGACCGAUGUGGGUGCCCAGGACAUUGGUCUAUGUUGGCAAGUAUUGUUGUUGGGACCGCACUGUUGAGGCGGGGCAGGAUGAUGGUGACCGGAUAGCUUUGGGUGGCCGAGGGCACUAAGGUGUGUGUACCGGUAUGUGCGGCUGGCACGUUACAUAGGAUGUGUUUUAUGGGUGCCUGGAACACCUGGCGAGCGGGGUGAGGAGGACCCCCGGUUUUGACUCUAGCGCCAUACGUCCUGACUGACUGACACGAGGUUUGGUGCUCCCUGGUUUGACAACGGUAGGUAGGCACUAGGCAGGCAGGCAGGCGGGCACAUACACGCAUCACACACACGCGGCACCGGCCGGGUCCGGCUGUAGCUCUGGACGCAGGAGGACGCGGGGGCAGUGCAGGGCACGUCCGGACCAGACAGAUUGAUGGCAGGGGCACGGCCGGCCAGGCAAUUAGAUGAGGGAUGUCGAGGGGUAUUUACGCAGUACUGGUUACCCCAUACUGAAACGGGAAGUUUUUACGGGGCGUAGCUUGGGUAGACUGCGCCAGAGGUGGGGUCGCAACGUUGCGAUUAGCCGAUAUUACAGGCGGCUGGCUGGGCAGAAAGACUAGGCUGGCUGUAGUAUGCAGUGUGCAUAUACAAGGCUGCCAGGUUUGGUGGUUGGACCGCCGGGGCGGAGGUGUGCGGGCACUGACAGCCGUUCGCUACUGCGAGCUGUUCCUUGUGCGGUCUCCAGAGGCCAACGGGGAGCAGUUGUGUGUUAGGCUGUUAGCAUGCUCUGGUGGUUGUGGUUGGUGGCUGUUGGCUCAAAGAUUAGGGCUUCUGGGGUAGACCAGCUGCGCUAAGGACCGAUCGACCGGUGCCUGUGGGCAGAGUCGUCGUGGCGAGUGUGUCCUGGUGUGUCAAACUACCAACACCUGGUGAGCAAAUGUGGUACCACACGCCAGUCGCAGUGUAAUCUGCGUGGCAAUAUAUCUGCGUGGCAAUAUAUUUGGAGCUUUUAGGGGCGUGGGACAUCAGCUGCGCUGGAUAUGCGGCAGGAGUGGAGGAGGGGGGCCAACCGCUGGGAGAGGGUCCGAGCGCCGAAGGUGCAAGGCGGCAACUCCAAACGUUGAUGCGGGCAUGUCGAUGCCGGCGAUGCGCACCUCGUGGACGGCGCGUUCUUCUGUUGAUACUUUUGUGAUAGUUGCCGACUUAGUAUUGCGUGGAAAUUGCGGAGAUUGGUGCGCCGGGGAGUGAAAACGACAGAAAUG
Chlamydomonas reinhardtii is the source of this 3216-nucleotide messenger RNA. RefSeq lists its product as uncharacterized. The coding region runs from base 69 to 1601 and encodes 510 amino acids. Gene Ontology annotation, biological process: proteolysis. Gene Ontology annotation, molecular function: metalloaminopeptidase activity. NCBI's taxonomy places the organism in Eukaryota, Viridiplantae, Chlorophyta, Chlorophyceae, Chlamydomonadales, Chlamydomonadaceae. The transcript is spliced from 6 exons. The record is from RefSeq and is a predicted model, not a curated record.